AGUGGGAGUUUCGUCAGUUUUAAACCGUCCAAACCACUGAGAAAGAAAUGAUGCUUUGGGGUUCAAAGGCGGCCUCUUUUUAACAUCCAAUCCUAGUUGUUUAUCUCCUACACUCUCUCAAUUUAUCUCUUGCAAAUCGAUCUCCAGAGAGGAAGAUAUUGAACAAUGGAGAUUUUCUACUUCAUGGUAUUUGGUUGCCUAGCGGCCGUGGUGGCAGCGCUUGAGCUCAGCAAAGCAAACCGAGAUCGUAUUAAUACAUCUCCUGCUUUCAAUGCCUUCAAGAACAAUUACCUAGUUGUUUAUUCCCUCAUGAUGGCUGGGGAUUGGUUGCAGGGUCCAUAUGUGUACUACUUGUACAGUCAGUAUGGGUUUGGAAAGGGAGAGAUUGGCCAGCUCUUUAUUGCUGGCUUUGGAUCUUCUAUGCUAUUUGGGACAAUUGUUGGUUCUCUUGCUGAUAAGCAGGGUCGAAGGAGAGCAUGUGUUACUUACUGCAUAACUUACAUUCUGAGCUGCAUCACCAAGCAUUCUCCUGAGUACAAAGUCUUAAUGUUGGGACGUGUAUUGGGAGGCAUUGCCACUUCUCUACUUUUUUCAGCAUUUGAGUCUUGGCUUGUUGCAGAACACUUUAAGAGGGGUUUUGACCAACAAUGGUUGUCAAUGACAUUCUCAAAAGCAAUAUUUCUUGGCAAUGGUUUAGUUGCCAUUAUGUCUGGGUUGUUCGGUAAUCUUCUACUAGUGGAUAACUUGGGCCUUGGUCCUGUUUCUCCAUUUGAUGCUGCUGCUUGCUUUCUUGCAAUUGGUAUGGCUAUCAUAGUGUCAACAUGGACUGAAAAUUAUGGAGACACUUCAGAAAAUAAGGACUUGCUUGCCCAAUUCAAGGUUGCUGCUGUAGCCAUUGCUUCUGAUGAGAAAAUUGCAUUGUUGGGUGCCAUACAGUCCCUAUUCGAAGGUUCAAUGUACACCUUUGUGUUCCUUUGGACUCCUGCUCUAAGCCCAAACAGUGAGGACAUUCCUCAUGGUUUCAUUUUUGCAACAUUCAUGCUGGCUUCGAUGUUGGGAAGCUCCAUUGCAUCUCGACUGCUGGCUUGCUCAUCCCCCAAAGUUGAGAGCUAUAUGCAGAUUGUUUUUGUAAUAUCUGCAGCUUCACUUCUGCUUCCUGUUAUGACAAGUUUCUUGGUAGUUGCAAAUGGGGAGAAAGGUGGAGGCAUCUCAUUUUCAGGGUGUAUCCAGCUUCUUGGCUUCUGCACUUUUGAGUCAUGUGUGGGUAUUUUCUGGCCAUCUAUCAUGAAGAUGAGGUCCCAAUAUAUUCCUGAGGAGGCUAGAAGCACCAUCAUGAAUUUCUUCCGCAUUCCUCUCAACAUAUUUGUUUGUGUUGUGUUGUACAAUGUUGAUGCCUUUCCCAUUAUUGUCAUGUUUGGCAUGUGCUCCAUUUUCCUAUUUGUGGCAUCUCUUUUGCAGAGACGGCUUCUGGUUAUUGCAGAAAGCCAAAAAUCAAGAUCACAAGAUUGGACAGUAAUGAGAGAGAUGGAAGCAGAGCCAUUAAAUGCUUGAUUGAUUUUAGAGGAAAAAACCUCCGGGAUUUUUUUGAACAUUGUGAGCAGCCGCCUUGCUCCUUAUGUGCUGCUGGAGCUGCAACUUGGUUAGCUGUUUGUGAUCCAACCAAUAACAGAUGAAGUCGUACUUGAUAAGAGCAGGUGGAGGAUUUUAUGUGGGCAAAGAGGCAGUUGACAGUAAAGAAAUAAGUUUUAGGUUCAUAGAUUGAUGAAAAUCAUUGCUUUUAAAUCUUUUUGACUGGUGCUAUUGUAAUCUGGUGUUGCACUAGUGCUGGAUAAUGCUAGAAAUUUUUUGUUAUCUUAAAAAUGAAAAUAAAGCUUUUCAUAUUUUGUUA
Molecule: messenger RNA, 1888 nt
Organism: Hevea brasiliensis (rubber tree)
Lineage: Eukaryota; Viridiplantae; Streptophyta; Magnoliopsida; Malpighiales; Euphorbiaceae
Exons: 8
Coding region: 166-1551 (461 amino acids)
Biological process (GO): molybdate ion transport
Cellular component (GO): membrane
Molecular function (GO): molybdate ion transmembrane transporter activity
Source: RefSeq, a predicted model, not a curated record